Zea mays is the source of this 982-nucleotide messenger RNA. RefSeq names its product chaperone protein DnaJ. The coding region runs from base 123 to 488 and encodes 121 amino acids. The transcript has a single exon. The record is from RefSeq and is marked validated. NCBI's taxonomy places the organism in Eukaryota, Viridiplantae, Streptophyta, Magnoliopsida, Poales, Poaceae.
AGUCGACCAGGUCCUCCACCGCAAGAGACAGAGAACUAGAGAAAGCCAUAGCAAGCAAAAGCACAGGAGCGCAAGAGCCCAACAGGCGCCAAGAAAGCACCGCCCGGCCGGUCCGCGCCAGUAUGGUGACGGCGAUCGCGGUGGCGUCGGCGGGGCUCGGGAUGCUGGCGGGCGUCGCGAUGGCCAACAGGUCUUCGCCGCCGUCCGCGGGCGCCGCGCUGUGGAGGCCCGGCGGGGGCCCCGCGCUGCGCUGGGGCGGAGGCGCCCCGCGCUGCGAGGCGUGCGGGGGGUCGGGCAAGGAGGACUGCCGCCUCUGCGCGCGCUGGUCCGACGCCGGCGCCCGCGGGAAGAAGAUUAGCCGCUCCGGGUGCGGCGCGUGCGCCGGCACGCGCCGGACGCCGUGCCGGUGCUGCGGCGGGUCCGGCACCGGCCGGCGCGCGCCCGUGCGGAUCGCCACGUCCGCGCGCACCGCACCGACUGGCAGGUGAUGACCACCUGACCGUCCGUCGCGCCGACGCCGACGCCGACGCCGAUGCCUCGUCUCUUCGCCUCUCCUGGACCCGCCGGUUCUCCCGGAUCAUGGAUGAAGGCGGCUCUGUGCGGCGCGCGGGCGACCUGCUGGCACAAGGGAAUGACGGCGCGGAGCUCUUGCUCUCUUUUUUGGACGAAAAAAGAUCAGAGAUUGAGAUUGUAGUAGUAUUUGUUAGCUAGCGCGCUGGAUUGAUUAGCAAAAAUUAUUGAAACGCGCUAUAUUUAUUUUGGAUAGCAAGAUGAGUUACGCAACGCACAGCUCGUCUCGCAAUUCUCCCAAUUAUUGGCUGUCUUGCUCAUGCCAAGACUUACAAUUCUCUGACGACCGCUAAGAUCUUGGAGCUGGCGAUUUAUUUCUGAGCUUCCAUCCUCUCUCUAAGCGUACGUGAAAGAUGUCGCUUAACAAAAGCAUCCCAAACGAUGCCAAAUUCACGCAGCAGCGAGGUCGUUU